This is a messenger RNA of Neopsephotus bourkii (Bourke's parrot), 2974 nucleotides long. RefSeq names its product kinesin family member 9 (gene KIF9). Lineage: Eukaryota; Metazoa; Chordata; Aves; Psittaciformes; Psittacidae. The transcript has 21 exons. Gene Ontology annotation, molecular function: microtubule motor activity; ATP binding; microtubule binding. The coding region runs from base 42 to 2453 and encodes 803 amino acids. Gene Ontology annotation, biological process: microtubule-based movement. The record is from RefSeq and is a predicted model, not a curated record.
GGGAAGGGUACAAGGAGCCCACAUUACCUUUACCAGUUAGUAUGUAUCUAGUAAGAAAGAGAGUCCAUGCAUUCCUGCGAGUCAAGCCAACAGCUAAUUUUGCUCAAGAUAUGAUCAAGUUUGGGCCAGAUAACAAGAGCAUAGAGAUUUGCCUCAAAAAAGAUGCCAAGAAAGAAGCUAUGAAUAACAGCCAGACCAGCUGGAGCUUUAGGAUGGAUGGUGUCCUUCACAACACCUCCCAGGAACAGCUUUAUGAGACAGUGGCAAAAAAAUUGGUGUCCGAAGCUUUAAUUGGCUAUAAUGGCACGAUAAUGUGCUAUGGGCAAACAGGGGCUGGUAAAACUUACACCAUGAUGGGAACAACUGCUGAUUACAAGCAUCGAGGAAUCAUACCACGAGCUAUACAGCAGGUCUUCAAAGCAACUGCGCAAUCCACUGAUCCACUCAUCACUGUCCGAAUAUCCUAUCUGGAAAUCUACAAUGAGUGCUUGUUUGACCUUCUGUCCACCGUGACAAGCAACGGGAGCGGUGGCAUGCAGAUGGCUAUUGUGGAUUCCCCAGAAGGGGUUUAUGUGAAGGGCUUAUCUAUACAUAAAGUUAGCCUCGAGGAAGAUGCUCUAAGUCUCCUUUUUGAGGGUGAGAACAAAAGAGUGAUAGCAGAGCAUGCACUGAAUAAGCAUUCGUCCAGGUCCCAUUGCAUCUUUACUAUUUACAUUGAGUCUCGUUUCAGAUUUUUCUCAGACGUCAAAUGUGUUAACUCCAAAAUCAACUUCAUAGAUCUGGCAGGCUCAGAGAGACUGAGCAAGUCUGGAUCUGAAGGACAGCUUUUGAAGGAAGCCACGUACAUCAACAAGUCUCUGUCGUUCCUGGAGCAAGUCAUCACUGCCCUGGCUGAUCCUAAGAGGGACCACAUCCCCUUCCGGCAGAGCAAGCUCACUUACAUCCUCAAGGACUCCCUGGGGAGAAACUGCAAUACUGUCCUAGUGGCAAAUGUCUGUGGGGAAGCUGCACAUGUGGAACAUACUUUGUCUUCUCUUCGGUUUGCUAACAGAAUAAAAUGGGUCACGACAGAGCCAGUCCUCAAUGAGACGUAUGACCGAGAGGGGACAGUGAAGGCUUUGGAGAAGGAGAUUGCUUUUCUGAAGCAGGAACUGGCCAUACACGACAGCUUGGCAAAUCGUUCUUCGGUGACUUAUGACCCUCUGUCUCACGUCCAGAUAGAAGAGAUUAAGUCUCAAGUCCAUAGAUACCUAAAAGGAGCCAUUGAUGAAAUUGAUGUAGUGAACCUCAGGCAAAUCCAGGAGGUAUUCAAGCAGUUCAAACUGAUUUUAAGUCAACAGGAGUGUGAAGUGGAGGCGAGAUUACGAAGCAAGUACGCUCUGAUAGACAAAAAUGACUUUGUUACUAUUGCUGCUCUUCAUAAGGCAGGUGUAUUUGAUGUGGAUGGCCAUUUGGUGCAUGAAGACGAUGAGCAGGCUUUUGACACUAGCGCUGCUCCUUCACCCAGACGUGGUAGGAAGAAGAAAUCCAGGAGGAAUGGUGAGACAUUCAGGAAGGAAGGAACGAGGAGCAAUCUUUCUUGGAAAGAUGUGGAAGGGGAUUUACCAUCAAAAAGUCAGGUAGUGCCUUCCACCAAGGAUUUGGAUGGGAAAGAGGUACCAAGGGACCAGGGUACAGCAAAUAUUGAUGCAGAGCUCUCAAAGCCACCUCCUGUGGAGGAUUCCCAGCAGCCCAGCUCCCCUCCGCCCAAGCCAGCAGCAUUUGAGAUGUUUAAGGAGGAGCAUGGAAGUGAGAUCAACCGGAUCUUUAAAGAGAACAAAUGCAUCCUACUUGACAGGAAAAAGAGAAGACAUACAGUAACACAGAAGAUCAACUCCAUCAAGGUUGAGAUGGAGAGCAUCGAAAAGGCUCUGGAGGAUCAGCAGCAGGAGCGGUGGCAGCAGGGAGAGUAUGUUGAUGAGAAAGGACACACCAUAAUUGAUGAGAAUGAGUUUUUACUCAUCAGGAAGCUGAAGGAGCUGAAGGAAGAGUACAGGUCUAGUUAUGCUGAACUGCAGGACCUGAAGGCAGAAAUCGAGUACUGCCAGGAUCUGGUGAACAAAUGCCGGAAAAAACUCAUCUCAGAGUUUGAGAUCUGGUACAACGAGUCCUUCCUUAUCCCCAAGGAUGUGCAGGAAGCUCUGAAGCCCGGUGGCAACAUCAGACCUGGAAUGAUUCCCAUAAACAGAGUCAUGUGCCUGGAGGAAGACGUUCAGGAGAGGUUUAAGCAGAUGCAGGAGACAACGCUGCCGGCCUGCCCAGCUUCAGUCCCCUUCUACAAGGCGAAAAUGAGGACUGAUCAAAAGCACGCUUACAACAAAACCAUGUCAUCCCUACAGCAAAUGCGCAAGAAACCGGGGCUCAUCCCAGCUGCUGGGAAGAAUAAAACCAUGUCGUUUCCGCACGUCACAUAGCAGAUUUGGGCUCAGCCUGGAACCCAUAAGCAACACCAGCUCAAAAGAUGCCUCAUGUUCAUACCCAAAUAGAUUUAUGAACAAUAAACAGUAGGAAAAACAACAUCAUCUAACUUUUAUGCAGCUAGACUGACAGUUAUUGGUAAUUGAACCCCUGUUUAGACAGGCAGCAAGCCAGGGGUUCAAACAGCAACGCUUGUUUAUGACACCCUCCCCACCCCAGUGCAGCAGGACUAGGGCAUUUUUUGCCUACCACUUUCCAGGAAGGUGAUUCAGAUUCAGGGUGAGAUCAUGGUGCCCAGCAACUGGAAAGCUCCAGGGGAUACUGUGCUGCUUAACCAGGCUACUGUUAUCUUUGCCCAUGAAGCAGAGUGUGCUGAAGGCCUGCUGGAAGUCCUCUUCUUCCUCAGAAGAGGUGGGAGGCUGCUUCCAGCUCGGCACAUGGCAGGGGAGUCUGUGUACCAAAUAUCCAGCCAAAAGAAUCUCAUCUUCUCCUACUGCUGCCAACAGGCAGCCGUCGG